AUGCAGGUGUCGAUAUUGCACACCGAAGGCUUUGCAUAUAUUGGAGCCAAAGGAGAUAUAAAAGUUUGGAAUCCAAACGUUGAAUUAGAUGACGAAUAUUCGACCUCCCGAGUAGCUCUAAAAACCGGACCUGCCAAUGAAUUUGAAGCUGUUGAAAGUGGCUGGGCUGUCAAUCCCAGAGUAUACGGAGAUAGGCAGACACGAUUGUACGUUUAUUGGACGGCUGAUGGGUCAGUAAAAACAGGUUGCUUUGAUUUGACCUGCCCAGGUUUUGUCCAAACCAGCAAUGAAAUAGCUCUUGGUGCUGCCAUUUACCCAAUCUCAAACCCCACUGGACUUCCUUACCAAAUCACAGUUUACCUCUACAGAGAUCCCAACACAAGCAACUGGUGGCUUCAAUACGGGGAAAGGAUCAACGUCGGUUACUGGCCGGGCGAUCUUUUUGCCGCGCUUAGCCGCCAUGCGGAAACCGUGCAAUGGGGCGGAGAGGUCUACAGCACGAGAGUUGGGACGCAGCCCCACACGAAAACCGAGAUGGGUAGCGGCGAGUUUUCGGACUUCGUAAUGCAAAACUCGGGCUACAUAAAGCGGAUGAGAGUGCUUCAAUACGACCUCGUCUUGAAGUUUCCACAGUGGGUGUUUAUGUACGCCGACGAGUACAAUUGUUACAAUUAUUAUUUCCUUUCCGAUUACGUAGACGAUCCCGAGUUCUACUAUGGAGGGCCGGGUAGGAGCCCUAUUUGUCCUUGA
Molecule: messenger RNA, 750 nt
Organism: Striga hermonthica
Lineage: Eukaryota; Viridiplantae; Streptophyta; Magnoliopsida; Lamiales; Orobanchaceae
Source: the annotation of a GenBank genome assembly